AUGGGGCCUACUGCAGAAGAAAUCAUAAGAGAUGCCGAUUUAUCUAACAAAACCUGUCUCAUCACGGGCGCUAAUAGUGGUAUUGGAUUGGAAUUGACGAAGUGCCUUAAUGCCAACGGUUGUAAAGUGCUGAUGGCCUGCCGAAACACGUACGAGGCAAGUGUUGUUGCAAAAAACUGCUGUGAGAAACAUGAGAAUAUUAACCUAUAUGAGUUAAAUCUCGCGUCCUUGGCGUCGGUGAAAAAAUGUUCUGAAAAAAUAUUACAAAAUGAAAAAAAACUUGACAUAGUUAUUCUUAACGCAGCUACAUUCGGCUUGCCGUGGACCCUCACCGAAGAUGGGCUGGAAACUACGUUUCAAGUUAAUUAUUUAGCCCAGUUCUUUUUCAUAAUAACCCUAGAGAAAAUAUUGGCACCAGAGGCAAGAGUCGUUUUCACGAGCGCUGAAUCUCAUAGGAACAUAAAAUGGCCGAUCGAGACUAUGUUGUCACCGACACUGAACGACAUAUCGCUUCCGGAGAAAGAGUAUACGUCGAUCAAAGCGUACAAUGUUUCAAAGCUAUGCGGGGUGCUGGCCAUGCAUUACCUGGGUUAUCGCUGGUUGAACAGCAACAUAUCUGUCUUUUGUGCACACCCCGGCUCCUUCAUUAAAACGAGGUUGUCGCGAAAUUGGUGGGUUUUUGAAACGUUGUACACGUCCAUGAUUCCGUUUGCAAAGAAUGCGAAACAAGGCGCAAGCACGAUAAUGUACUGCGCUACGUCCCCUGAGCUUACGGGUUUAUCGACUCUGUAUUUCAAGAACUGUCGACGAUCUAGCGAAAGCGUCAUGGCUAGGGACUCGUAUUUAUCCUUCAAGAUACAGGAUUUAACCAGAGACGUCAUUCGCGACAAAGUACCAGGUUACGACUACAGUAUUGUGAAACCGGAUACACAAGGGGACAUGGAGAAAGAAACUAUGGAAGAUACCCUUGCUUCCAAUUAUUCCACUUAA
This is a messenger RNA of Leptosia nina, 990 nucleotides long. NCBI's taxonomy places the organism in Eukaryota, Metazoa, Arthropoda, Insecta, Lepidoptera, Pieridae. The record is from the annotation of a GenBank genome assembly.